CCACCAUUCAAUUGAUCAGUCACUUCGUUACGUGGAGAACGACGUCGCUAUCUCCCGCACAGUCGAAGCGCCUCUUGAUAACAGGACCUGAGUACCUUACUUCUCAGCCUCUAUCUCCAAAUAUCCUCAAUAUGCCACCGAAACCUGAAUCCCUGGGCGGCAUUCUUGUCGGCGGUACCCUUUACGCUGUCGCUGUGACAGGCCUCGCCAGCUUGUUACCUCAAAAAGACACUAAAAAAGACAUUAAAGAGGACAACAAAGAAGACAACAAACAUCCUGAACGAAAUAAGGCCGCCGCUCAGGAUUCUUACGCCUACAAGAUUUAUAAGAUUAACCCCGAGAAAGGAGAGGAGGCCGAGCCGCGUAGAGUCAAAGCAAAGCCAUUCAUAUUGACUGAGCAAGAUCGUAUGCAAGGAGAGAGCUUAUUGAAGGAUUGAGGCGAUGUACAGACAGUUGAAUAGUUAGGCAAGAUUACAGUAAUUAAUACAAACAAUACAAC
This is a messenger RNA of Fusarium redolens, 499 nucleotides long. RefSeq lists its product as uncharacterized. Bases 132 to 437 code for a protein of 101 amino acids. NCBI's taxonomy places the organism in Eukaryota, Fungi, Ascomycota, Sordariomycetes, Hypocreales, Nectriaceae. The transcript is spliced from 2 exons. The record is from RefSeq and is a predicted model, not a curated record.